AUGGUUGAUUGUGAGACGAAACGGCAGCAAGUAGUCGAUGGUUGCAAGAGACUGCCUGCUACUGCAGUGCGACCUAGGAGACCCGCAAUUAUAGACGUAAUGGGGUACGAUACGGCCGAAAGCGGUAUGCUAGUCGUUGCCUCUUUGGCCGCUACUGCUGCCGGCCACGGCUUGAAUGUGGUUGCGUCGGCAUCGGCAUCUUCGAUCUUGCCACCGAAGCUCAAAAGUAGAUAUGAGUGGCCAAUGCGUGCCCAUACUCCAGCUUCGGCCUGCUUUGUCCCCUGGGGUAUUACGGGGUGUCCACAACGACGACAGUCUGGAGCAUCUUUGAGUUGCCGGUUUUCCGGUCAAGAACCCACUGUGACGAGUGUGAAGUCAGGCAAGAUCUGGGCCCUCGAGUGCAUAACAUCAUCUACUGCGCCGCAAUGCUACGCAACUCCUGCGAGAUAUAGGGAGGAAUCACCAGUUGACUCGACAGUACUGUGCAAUCAGACCUAA
Bipolaris victoriae FI3 is the source of this 498-nucleotide messenger RNA. RefSeq lists its product as hypothetical. Lineage: Eukaryota; Fungi; Ascomycota; Dothideomycetes; Pleosporales; Pleosporaceae. The record is from RefSeq and is a predicted model, not a curated record. The transcript has 2 exons. The coding region runs from base 1 to 498 and encodes 165 amino acids.